AACAUUAAACGUAACAGAAUAUUAAGUUCAAUAAUUUUAUAAAAAUUUUAAUUAAAAAAUUGUGUAUCUUUAUAAUUUUUUUUAAUCUUUCAUUUCUUUUUCUUAUUAUAAAUAAAAUAAAAAUUUUAAUAAGUUUAAAAAUUGAUUUGGAUACAAUUUUUUCGUUUUGAAAUCAAUUCUGUUGAAAUAUAAUUGAAAAUAUUAAAAUUCUUUCAUUUAAUAUUGAAGUUCUUUUCAUUUGGUCGUAAAAUUUUACCAUUUUUGAUCAUAUAUAUUUUUUAAUAAUAAAUAGAAUUUAAUUACAGAGUUGUCUCUCUAAUUUGUUCUAUUCAAAUGUUCAAAUGUUCUAAAUAUUAUAUAGUUGAAUUAUUGCAAUUACUUUAAUUAUUAACCAUUUAACAAACGCUUUAACAUUUUAUAAAGGAGAAUCAAGUCCUCCAAACAAGUAUACAACACAUCAUUAAAUAAUAUAAAUAAUUAUUAACAUAAAAUAAUACAACAUAUUACUUUUAUUUAAAAUUGUUUUUCGUAAUUAGUUUUUUAUUAACAUUUAUGCGUUCAUAGUAUUUCUAUUUAUAUGAAUGAUUCUAUUUCACGAAUUUUUACAAAUACUUCAUUUUGUUCUUAAUAUUCUUAUAUGAUCUGAAUUAUAGACAAUUGUCCAGUUUAGAGCUCGUAAUUCGAAUCUGAUUGAACAGAAAUUAUCCAUGAAUUGGAAAUAAAGAAAAACUCCAAUCAUCAAACGUUAUACUUUUCGAGUUUUUCGUGGAGAACUUUGAAGAAGAAAGUUUUUAAUAAUAAUUAGUUCAAGAAAGCAACUAAAUGAAAGAAAUGGAAUUACAUCAAAUAAUAUCAGUAUUUAAUUAUGUAUUUAGAGCGAUUAAUAUUGUAGAUGUAAUGCUAUCACGUAAUGUUCAGGUCACCAUUUAUCUUAAAUAAGUAGAAAUAUCACAAAUAAACAAGUGUCGAUAAAUAAAUGGAAAAAUGGAAUCUAUUUUGUUUCUUUUUCUCGUUAUUUUCUUGAGAACGAAGCGAAAAUGAAAAAAAAAUAAAAAAAAUCUUCUAAAGGAUCCCCUCUCAAAGUUGACACUUAAAUUCAAGACACAUUGUACAAAAUUAUAUUCAUAUGCAACUUCAUGCACUCAUAAAGUGGAAUUUAUCAAUAGCCCAACCGUCACCCGUAAACCAACACCAAAUCCAACAAUCCCUUCAGGUUUCCGUAAUUCAAAAUUCCAUGUGACAGGAUCGCCACGAAACCCGUGAGGCAACACUAAAUUUAAUACUUCAAAAUAACCGCACGGGUUUGUGGUGCGAAAUCCACAGAAAAAUACAGAUCCAACUGACAUAACCUCCUCGAUGAUGAAUAUACCUUACAAUAUACAAAUGUCAACAGGCGUGCCCAACGUGCCUGAACAAAGCAGGGUAUUCCAACAACCCCGAAUGGUCACGCAACAAAUGCAAACUGCCCCUUGUAUUUAUUCGACAAAUCCGCAAGAUCCGUUCAAGCAACCGUGCUACCAAUUCCAUCAAGAGGAUGCAUACAUGGCGAAUCACCAGUACCAACCAAACCCCGUGCAAAACCCGAAAAGCUCUUACCUGCCAAUGUUUCAACAAACAUAUCCCAACAUACCUACAUCUACAAACGUACAAACACAACCAAAUUACACUAUCCUCCCACAAAAUGUUCUUGACCAGAUACGCAACUGCGUGAACGGGGCGAGUUCCAUAUUUAUUCUGCCGGCCACCUGUCACCAACAAGCCAGUCAAACCGCUCAAGGAAACCCAAUACACCAGCAGACAACAGCACAAUUGACGAAUGUCAAUCCAUCACAACCAAUCUCCUAUCCACCCUCCUUCUAUCCCUAUCCUAUCCCUAUGCCUAUCUACAACUCGUUUGGACAAGCUCGCGUUCAUUGCUCGCAUUGUUGGCAAAACAGACAAGCAACCGGCAAGGGCUAUCCACACGGAUGCUGCUGCCACAUGCUCAAGGUAGAGGAGGAGCAUCAUUGCACACCUACAGACGAUGACACUAUUUGCUCGAAACGGAACUGUCCAGCUUCCAUAAGUCUUCAAGCAUUGGCAUCGCAAUUUUUGACACUUCCAGGGAUUAUAUCUUGUUGCGCUACACGUUUGAUCCUGAGGAGAAUACCUGGCUCUAAUAUAACGACCACCAUGGAGGAGACGAUGGAGAAGGCCCAAAUGUGUCUAAAUACCCUUAACAAGGAACAGUUGCUGUCCGAAGCGAGGGGCGCGCAGCAGUUGAACGCCUUGAUCAAUCUUCAUAUGACCACGAAUCCACCGGCGAAUAUUAUUCCGUUGCUCACGCUGGUGCAGGUGAAGGUGAACGUGCUGAAGGCGCAGGUCGAGAGUUUGAUCAACAAGAAGGUGAUGGAGUGUCAGGGAUAUGGGUAUGAGGUGGAAACCGCCGGCCCCAUAGAUCCAGCCGUGCUCUGCACCAAAACGAACGAGGAGUUGCGACACCUGCUCGCCGUCUUGAGGCAAAAGGAAACCGACGAGCAACUUAACGUGAACUACUCGCCUUAUAGCUCGCAAAGAGUGAUCGCCGAGAGCCGUUUAAUCACCGUCCGAGCGAAAAUCCGGCAAGUGGAGAUGGAAUUCGAUAGAAGGAGAAGUGUCGCGAUACCUCUGCCUCUGCCCACCCUCACCUCGAGAGCCAUCCAACAAUUCUCCGAAUCCAGAUGCACAUUCGGUAUCGCGGACGCGCAUCUGUUCGAGCCUUGCGUCCAGGGCAGGAUAUUCGAGUCGCCCGAUCCGUUUUCGCAUUGUCCCCGCAGCCAUAAGAAGCUUUGCCUGCAACCACGUGAAUAUUUCCAGGACUCGGUAUGCAUAAGGCGAAAUGUUAAAAUAAGGGAUACGUCUGACACUGGAACCGCGAUGCACAAAGACACGGGGACGGGGGAGAGUGCGAAGAGCACGAAGGAGAAAGGGGUUGAAUCGAAGUCGAGCGUGGAGAUCUGCACCUGUGAGACGACUUCGUCCGAGGAGAGUAUUGAUGAGGAUAAAAAAAAACUCCGAUUAAAUAUCGGCCAAAAAGGAAACGCCAAUAAUUUGGAACGUGCAUCGUUGUUGAAACUGCCGCCCCACGUCGUUACGAGAGUUGAGGUUUGCAAGGCUGGAGAGUUGAAAAAGGUGAGGAGAGAAAGAGAAGAAACGGAUGAGAGAGCGAAAGAAGCGUUGAGAAAUGAUGAAAUCGAGAAGAUUUGUGAAGAAAAACCGAUAGACACAAAGACAGUUGAUAGCAGAGAAACGACUAAAAUUAAGAAUGAGAUUAAAAUGUUAAGAAUUGAAGAGAAAUCUGAAAUUAUUGGGCCGAUUCAGGUAAACGUUAAAAGUAGGGAAAGUGUGAGAAUGUGUAAAGACAAUAAGACCGAUGUGUCAAAGAAGAAGGUGUUUGAUUGUAAAUACAUUUCCAUUAAGGAACCAGAAGAAAGUGAGGAGCAUGAUAAAAAGAAGAUAUUUCAUGUAAUCAAGGAAAGAAGAAAAGAGAAUCAAAAAACGAAAAAAGCAUCAGAACCAAAAUUAGAAAGCAUAGAAAAAGAUGAUGCAGAUGUUUCGAUUAAAGAUGAACCAGUGGAAAAAACAACUAAAACCAAUGAAAUUGAAGUGUCAAAGAAGCAGGUGCUUGAUUGUAAAUACAUUUCUGUUAAGGAACCAGAAGAAAGUGAGGAGCACGAUAAAAAGAAGAUAUUUCAUGUAAUCAAGGAAAGAAGAAAAGAGAAUCAAAAAACGAAAAAAGCAUCAGAACCAAAAUUAGAAUUAAAAAGCAUAGAGAAAGAUGAUACAGAUGUUUCAAUUAAAGAUGAACCACUGGAAAAAGCAACCAAUGAAAUUCAAGUGUCAAAGAAGCAGAUGCUUGAUAGUAAAUACAUUUCUAUCAAAGAACCAGAAGAAAGUGAGGAGCAUGAUAAACAGAAGAUAUUUCAUAUAAUCAAGGAAAGAAGAAAAGAGAAUCAAAGAACAACAAAAAUUAAAUCGGAACCAAAAUUAGAAUUAGAAAGCGUAGGAAAAGAUGAUGCAAAUGUUUCAAAUAAACCAGUGGAAAAAACAACUAAAAGCAAUGAAAUUCAAGUGUCAAAGAAGCAGGUGCUUGAUUGUAAAUACAUUUCUAUUAAGGAACCAGAAGAAAGUGAGGAGCAUGAUAAACAGAAGAUAUUUCAUAUAAUCAAGGAAAGAAGAAAAGAGAAUCAAAGAACAACAAAAAUUAAAUCGGAACCAAAAUUAGAAUUAGAAAAUGUAGAAAAAGAUGAUGCAGAUGUUUCCAUUAAAGAUAAAUCAAUAGAAAAAACAAGUAAAAGCAAUGAAAUUCAAGUGUCAAAGAAGCAGGUGCUUGAUAGUAAAUACGUUUUUAUUAAAGAACCAGAAGAAAGUGAGGAACAUGAUAAAAAGAAGAUAUGUCAUAUAAUCAAACAACUUAAAAAAGGGAGUCAAAAAACAAAAAAAGUUACAUCAGAACCAAAAUUAGAAUUAAAAAACGUAGAAAAAGAUGAUACAGAUAUUUCAAUUAAAGAUGAACCAGUGGAAAAUACAACUAAAGCCAAUGAAAUUGAAGUAUCAAAGAAGCAGAUGCUUGAUUGUAAAUACAUUUCUAUCAAAGAACCAGAAGAAAGUGAGGAGCAUGAUAAAAGGAAGAUGUUUCAUAUAAUCAAGGAAAGAAGAAAAGAGAAUCAAAAAAUGAAAAAAGCAUCGGAACCAAAAUUAGAAUUAGAAAGCAUAGAAAAAGAUGAUGCAGAUGUUUCAAUUAAAGAUGAAUCAGUGGAAAAAACAACUAAAGCCAGUAAGACUGAUGUGUUAAAGAAGAUGGUGUUUGAUUACAAAUACAUUUUUAUUAAGGAACCGGAAGAAAGUGAGGAGCAUGAUAAAAAGAAGAUAUUUCAUAUAAUCAAGGAAAGAAGAAAAGAGAAUCAAAAAACGAAAAAAGCAUCGGAACCAAAAUUAGAAUCAGAAAGCAUAGAAAAAGAUGAUGCAGAUGUUUCAAUUAAAGAUAAACUAAUCAAAAAAACCAGUGAGACUGAUGCGUCAAAGAAGCAAAUGUUUGAUUAUAAAUACAUUAUGGAAGCAGAAGAAAGUGGGGAGGAUGAUAAAAAGAAGAUAUUUCAUGUAAUCAAGGAAAGAAAAAGGGAGAGUAAAAAAAGGAAAAAAAUUGCAUCGGAUCGUACAAAAUUUGAAUUAGAAAACUUAGAAAAAGAUGAUGCAGAUGUUUCAAUUAAAGAUGAACCUGUCGAAAAGACAAAAUUCGCUUAUUUUCCUUUCAAAAAAUUGAAAAAAUUAAAAAGUACAAUUUCGCUUUCUACGCAUGCUCCAGACAAAGAAAACGCAAAUGAUGAUAAAGUUGAAAAAGAUGAUGAAGUUGAAAAGGAUGAUGAAGUUGAAAAGGAUGAUGAAAUUGAAAAAGAUGAAUACAACGAAUUCGAAAAGAAAAAUGUAAAGAAAAAAAAUGUACAGUUCGUUUCUACAAUGACUCAUAUAAAAUAUGAUAAAAAUUUUGGCGAUUUUUACGGAUGGGAUAUUAAAGAAUAUUCGGUUCAAAAUCAAUGCAAAGAAAACGAUGAAUAUGAUUCUUCGAAGGAUGUUAGUAAAGAAAAUGAAACUGAAAACGAUGAUAUGUAUUUUCUUUCAAAGAACUGCUCCAUUGUAUCUGGUAACCAAAAAUGCGAAUUAAUACCAGUCUCUACGAGUAUCGAAAUGAGCAAUAUUGAAAAAUGUACAAUUGCUGAAAAAAUGUUCCCAAAGAAUUGUCGAAUAAAUGAGAAGAAAACGGGAAAUGGACUCAAACAAUUUCCACCAUUGAAGUAUGCGCAUCAAAAGAUAGCAGAAACAACAGAAACCAAUAUCUCGGACAAUACAGUCCACGAAAAAGAAUCGAAUUCCUCCAAGAUCGUUUGCGAUAGAAGUAGUUCUUAUCAUAGUAUUUCAAGAAUGGAAAAUAACAUUAUUUCUGUGAUAUUCUCCAGGAUUGAGAAUCGAUUCGCAUCAUUCAAUUCUUUGUUAAGAAAUAUACCAAAUUUCUACGACAUUCUAUCGAAUUUUCAUUUCCACAAAUUGUCAAGUAACACUCACGAUAAAAAUAUUCAGCAUUCGAAUCGACAAAUUACCGGAAAUAAAAAUAUAAAAUCUCAGAAAGACGAUUGGAUUUUACUUCCCUCGAAUGAUCACAAUGCAACCUCCGGCGGAAAUCGCAUUUCGGUCGGUGAACAGUGUAAUAAUGUGCGUUUAGUGAAACAUUCUAUAAUCGUGGAUGAAGAAAAGAAAAAUUAUUUGCUUAUUACGGGUUCCGUUAAUAAUCAAUUUCGACAAUUGUUGGAAAACGGUUUCGAAAAGCCGUAUUAUACUCGUAGAAGUAUAAUCAUAAGAAGUCGAUUGAAAAAUUCCAAAAACUCGAAACAGGAACAUGUCCAUCCUUUUACGAUGUUUAAGAGAAUUAAAAAACAUAAAAUUGACAUGUCUCAGGCAUCAUCGUGCAUCGAACAUCAGUUAGAAAGUAGAGAAAAAUUAGUCUUACCUAGAAUACCGGAAGAUAUACAAACUCUAUCUAAUAAUGAACAUAAAGACGAAUUUGUAGGAAUAUUUAAAAACGAAAUAAUGCAACGAAAUAGUUCUGAUACUACUAUUAAUUGCUCUAACGUUUCUGAUGAUUAUUCGUCAACUGAAAAUGAGGUAACGAAGAAUUUUAAUAAGAAAUUUUAAUAGAAAUAAACACAAAGAUAUAAAUUUGAACGAAUAUCACGAUUUUAUUAGCGUUUGGCAGUAAAGUAUAACAUUGGAGAUUAAAUGGAAAAGUAACGACAUAAGAUAAACGAAUCUCUUACAAAUUUCCUUUUUGUGCGAAAUAAAAAAUUCUUUUCGAACUAUACCUCCCGUUGUAAUAGUUGUACUUUUCUGAAACAUCAUACGAAUGCUCUUUAAUCGCUGGAUGUCUUUGGAAGACCCAACUAUAUCAAUGAAAGCGCAAAUUUUUAUUUGUAUAUACAUAAUGAUUUACCCUCUCGAUAAAAGAAAACAUGAACAUAUACAUUUCAUAGUUGGAAAUAAUUAAAACCGGUGAACGAAUGCAGUAUACCUUCUUCCAUAUUUUUAUUAAUUGUUAAUGCUUCAUUUGAUGCUUGUUCUUCUGGUCAAUGGACCAUAAUUUAUUUCUAUCGUUAGCUGUCUAUUGAGAAUCUUUAGAAUCUGUAGUAACGAUACGACCACACAGGUAGAACGCAUGAA
This is a messenger RNA of Apis cerana (Asiatic honeybee), 7227 nucleotides long. RefSeq lists its product as uncharacterized. The record is from RefSeq and is a predicted model, not a curated record. Lineage: Eukaryota; Metazoa; Arthropoda; Insecta; Hymenoptera; Apidae.